CGUUCCACGCCUCUGACCUGUGGUCGUGACAACGACAACAACGCUAUAGUGAAAGGUGAAAACAAUAUCUGAAUGAAACAAAACAAUCAUUUUAUGAAUGAAUUUUGGACGAUCGGGUGAAAACAAAAGACAUUCAAUAAAGUACAAGUCUUGAGCGGUCUUGGGAAGGCGCCAUGAGCGAUAGAACAGCUCCAAAAUCGCAGUUGCGUUUAGAAUGGGUGUACGGUUACCGUGGACAUCAGUGUAGGAAUAACUUGUAUUUUACAUCGUCAAAAGAGGUCGUUUAUUUCGUCGCUGGAGUUGGGGUCGUUUACAACGUUAAGGAAAAUUCCCAGCGCUUCUUUCUUGGGCAUAACGAUGAUAUAAUCAGCUUGGCUCUGCAUCCAGAAAAGCAGUUAGUUGCAACAGGCCAGGUUGGAAAAGAUCCAUACAUCUGUGUUUGGGACACCAAAAAUUGUCAAACCGUAUCGAUUUUAAAAGAUGGCCAUCAAAGAGGUGUUGCAAGUGUGGCAUUCAAUACGGCCGGCACUCAUUUGGCCUCUGUUGGCCUGGAGGAUUAUUACCUGAUCUGCAUUUGGGAUUGGAAGCGAGGUCGUUUGUUAGCAUCAGCAAACGGACAUUCAGAUAGGAUUUUUGAUCUUUGCUUUAAUCCAAAUGUUGACAAUCAGUUGGUUUCAUGUGGGGUGAAGCAUAUCAAAUUUUGGAAAUGGCAAGGGAAUUUGUUGAACCCACAGAAAGGAGUAUUUGGAAAAGGUGGUGAAAUUCAAACAAUGCUGUGUCUGGCAUUUGGCUCAAACGGAAUCACUUAUGCAGGGACACUGGGCGGAGAUAUUUAUAAAUGGGAGAAAAAUAACUUGACUGGAACUAUCCAAGGACAUGAGGGAGCUGUCUUCACCAUUCACAACUCUGAAGAUGGUUUUGCCAGUGGUUCAAAAGACGGCAGUGUGAUUCUAUGGGAUGGUAAUUUUAAGCCAAUAACAAAAAUCGAUCUUCUCAACAGCGUUAUCGGCUAUAAAGGAUUGUCUGUACGCAGCGUUUGCUGGACGGCUGAUAAAAUCCUGGUUGGUACAAACAGCAGCGAAAUAUACGAGGUUCUUGCUUCGAACAAAGAAUCUCCCAGGACUUUAGUUCAGGGUCAUGCUGAAGGCGAGCUUUGGGCCCUUGCUGUUCACCCAAAAAAGGCUAUGUUUGCCACAGGAAGUGAUGACCAUAGUAUACGAUUAUGGAGUCUUUCAGACAGAAAUCUGUUGGCAAGAGUUGAUUUGGAACAAAAGAUACGAUCUCUUGCAUUUCACCCUGACGGCAGCCAGAUAGCAGCUGGUUUAUCGGAUGGUUCGUUCAUGGUUCUAAAAUCAAGGGAUCUUUCUGAAGUUCUUCAAAGCAAAGAUCGUACGGAAGUCAUUCACGAACUAAAGUACUCACCAGACGGCGCAUAUUUGGCCGUCGGAUCAAACGACAAUUUUGUUGAUAUCUACGCAACUUCUCAACGCUACAAAAAAGUCGGCGAAUGCAAAGGCAGUUCAAGUUUUAUCACUCAUUUAGAUUGGUCGGAUGAUAGUAAAUAUAUACAAACUAAUUCUGGGGCUGGGGAAAGAUUGUUCUACAAGAUACCAGCUGGCAAGCGGGUGACAAACAAGGAAGAAAUCAAAGCCAUCAGUUGGUCGACGUGGACGGGGGUACUGGGCACUGAAGUGAACGGGAUUUGGGAGAAAUAUACCGACACAAAUGAUAUCAACGCCACCGACACGUCGUUUCCUAGCAACACUCUUGUUUCCGGCGAUGAUUUCGGUUUAGUGAAAUUAUUUCGUUUUCCUUGCGUCAAGAAAGGCGCUCACUUCAGGAAAUAUGUUGGUCAUUCAGCACACGUCACCAACGUUAGGUUCAAUCACGAUCACACUAAGGUCAUUACCACGGGCGGCGCCGAUCAGUCGAUAUUUCAGUGGCGAUUUAAUCCCGAUGGCUUCCGAGACGGCGCCGAGAGUCUCUCCGAAGCUGCUACGGGUUAUGUGGAUUCUGAUGAUGGCUUGAGUGAUUCGGACGCGUCUGAUGCUGGCGAGUUGGAUAGUGACGUUGAAAACGAAGCACAAGUGAACUACGACAGGACUUUGUAUAAAGAAGAUCUUCCAGCAAUAAAAAGAAAACUAAAGUCUCAAGCGAAAGAGGAACAAUACAAAGUACCGAGAAGUGCCCAGAAGAAACCGCCCAACCAGGGACUGCAGUUGGAGUUUGUUCAUGGUUAUCGUGGUUAUGAUUGUCAUAACAAUCUUUUCUACUUGCAAAAUGGCGAGAUUGUUUAUCACGUGGCUGCAGUGGGCAUCGUGUAUAAUCGCGACAGACAUUCUCAGAAGUUUUAUCUUGGUCAUACUGACGAUAUCCUAUGUUUGGCAAUUCACCCGGUCAAGGAUGUCGUGGCUACAGGACAGGUUGGACGGGAUCCGUGUAUUCAUAUUUGGGAUGCAGAAAAGUUGGAGUGUUUAUCGAUCCUAAAAGGUCAACAUCAGAGAGGUGUUUGUGCUGUUGAUUUCUCAGGCGAUGGUAAAAAAAUCGCCAGUGUGGGUUUGGAUAAUGAACAUUCUAUUGUGGUUUGGGAUUGGAGGAGAGGAGACAAACUCGCUACAACAAGAGGUCACAAAGAGAAGAUAUUUGUGAUUAAGUGGAACCCAUUCUCCUCGGACCAGUUGGUAACGGUCGGUAUAAAACAUAUAAAGUUCUGGACUCAGACCGGUGGCGGAUUCACUUCGAAACGUGGAAUAUUUGGUAAUGUUGCAAAACAAGACACGAUGCUUUGUGUAACGUACGGAAAGACAGCCGAGGUAGUGUAUUCUGGUGGAACGAGUGGCAAAGUGUUUGUUUGGGAAGGAAAUACUUUGAAAGAAACGGUUGAAGCUCAUCAAGGAACGGUUAUGGCGAUGCAGACGCUGGAGAAGGGUUUUGUGACCGGUGGAAAAGACGGCGUUGUUGGUCUCUGGGAUCAAUCUUUUGGUCGUUGUCUCAAAACGUACAAGAUCACGCGAAAUAGCCUUCGUUCAGGCAUUUCUUCCUGUUCAUUGCUGGCUGAUUCCCCGCCUGUGCGGGCGAUAUCUCUGGGUCAAGGAAAGAUCCUCGUGGGGACCACGAACAGUGAGAUUCUUGAGAUCGACAAAACUGGACCAAUAACAGUUCUCAUUCAGGGUCACAGAGAAGGGGAGGUAUGGGGCCUAGCUACUCAUCCUUCAGAGAAAGUUUGUGCGACCGCGAGUGACGAUAAGACACUGAGGGUAUGGGAUCUAGAGAAUAAUCGCGUCAGCAACGGUCGUAUUUUGAAACAUCCAGCAAGAUCGCUCAGUUAUUCACCCGACGGAAAAGCCAUCGCGGUUGGUUUGAAAAAUGGAAGUUUCGUCGUUGUCGAUUCCUCGACCCUCGAGGAUAUCAUCGAGUUUCAACAUCGCAAAGAGGAGAUAUCCGACAUUAAAUUCUCGCCUGGCCAAGGAAAAUAUUUGGCGGUCGCCUCUCACGAUAAUUUUGUCGACAUUUAUAACGUCAUGAGCGGAAAGCGAGUCGGAGUUGGCAAAGGAAGUUCCAGUUACGUCACUCAUAUCGAUUGGGACAGUAGAGGUAAACUGAUCCAGUCUAAUUCUGGCGCAAAAGAACACCUGUUUUUCGAAGCACCUCGAGGCGAACGACACGCCAUUGUUUUGAAAGAACUAGAGAAACUGGAGUGGUCAACAUGGACUGGAGUCUUGGGGCGGGAAGUGGAGGGAAUCUGGCCCCAGUACUCCGAUAUCACGGACGUGAACGCAACGUGCACUACCAGCGAUAAAAAUCUCAUCGCGACUGGCGAUGAUUUUGGAUACGUGAAGAUUUUUCAGUUUCCCGUUAAGGGUAAGAACGCGAAGCACAAGAAAUAUAACGGGCAUUCUGCGCAUGUCACGAACGUCCGCUGGACAUACGACGACGGGCACUUGGUCUCAACGGGGGGUGAUGAUACCUCGCUGAUGGUUUGGCGACGAAAUCGUCCUAACCAACGACGACAUUAUGCAGGCGACAGUGAUAAUUCAGACACAGACAGCGAAGAGGAGGGUGGUUUUGACAGCGAUGUUGAAGUGGAGAAGAACAGAACUUACGAAGAUAAGAUUUAUGCGAAUCCCAUGAGGAAGACCACUGGAACGAAACCGCAUUUGAAGGAGGAGAAGACGGCGGAAAAGGCCGUAUUCAGUCGUGGCUCAAAGCUGCCGCCAAAAGUGCGCCAACCCGCAAAGGAUUCUGGCGACAGACGUAAACGAAUCAAGAACGUGCAGGAUCUGACGCUGGAACACGUUCAUGGCUACCGGGGUUUCGAUACCCGGAAUAAUGUACACAACCUUGGUGAUGCAGAUAUCGUAUACCAUACGGCCGCGUUGGGGAUUGUUCAUAACCUCAAAGACGGAACGCAGUCGUUUUAUCUGGAGCAUACUGACGAUAUCGUCUGUCUCUCUGUCAAUAGACACCCGAAGUUCAAGAAUGUCGUUGCAAGUGGGCAGAUUGGGAACGAGCCGACCGUACACGUUUGGAACAGCGAAUCGAAAGAGACCUUGUCCAUUCUUCAGACAUCUCAUUCUGUGGGUGUUUGCAGUGUGAACUUCAGUUGUAGUGGGAAGUUGUUGCUGACGGUAGGACUGGACGACCAUCACACUGUUACCAUUUGGAGGUGGGCCGAAGGCUUGAAACUUGCCAGUGCAACAGGGCACACUCGAAGGAUAUUCGUUGCGGAGUUUCGGCCAGAUUCUGAUUCAAAGUUCGUGACCUGUGGCGAGAAGCAUGUCGCGUUCUGGACCCUAGCUGGGGGACAGUUGGUUGGUAAGAGGGGUGUUUUGAAACAACCUGAGGGAGACAAUGAGGAAACUACCUUGAAAAUGCAAACAAUGCUAUCAGUCGCUUUUGGAGCAGAUGACGUAACAUUUACCGGUUCAAUGAGCGGUGAUGUUUACGUUUGGCAACAUCAUCAAAUGCUCCGCUUGGUCCAGAAAGCUCACAAUGGUCCAGUGUUCACCCUGUUUACCACUCUCACUGAUGGACUUAUUGUCUCUGGGGGGAAAGAAAAAGGAAAUUUAAAAGAUGGCGGUUCAGUAAAACUGUGGGAUCAGGAGAUGAAGAGAUGUCGCUCGUUCAACCUCGGAAGUGGAUCGGCAGUUGACGUCGUGAAAUCUGUUUGUAGGCAGAAGGGAAAUAUUUUGGUGGGAACAAAGUCUGGAGAUAUUUAUGAAAUCACUGAAAAGUCAUCGUCUUCCCAGGUGGUCGUGAAUAGUCACACGGAGGGGGAAAUCUGGGGUUUGUGUGUUCACCCGGAAAAAGAUGUUUUUGUCACAGGCAGCGACGACAAGACGGUUAGAUUGUGGGAUCUAACCAAGAAGGUUCUGAUCAACGUGGUCUCGUUCGAGGUUGGAGUAAGGUCUGUGUGUAUUUCACCUGAUGGAGAACUGGUUGCCGCAGGAUGUAAGAAUGGAGAGUUCAUCAUUUUGAAUAUUUCCAAUCUAAAAACCGUUGCUAAGAAACGAGAUCGCAAGCAAGCAGUGCAGGAUAUAAGGUUUAGUCCAGACGGCCGCUAUCUUGCCGUGGGCUCAGAUGACAAUGCUGUUGACUUCUAUGAAGUAAUCACUGGCCGGCCGCUGACCAGGGUUGGAUAUUGCAAGAAUAUUCCAAGUUUUGUUACGCAGAUUGAUUUCUCUGCUGACGGGAAGCAUGUGCAGGUAUCGACUGGCUCGUAUGAAAAACUUGUAUUCACCGUUCCCAAAGGAGUACCUGUGACGUCGCCACAGGAGAUAGAUCAAAUCACGUGGGCAUCGUGGACAAGUGUGUUGGGCAAGGAGGUCGUUGGUGUCUGGCCGCGUAACGCUGAUAAAGCCGACGUGAACUGCUCCAAUCUUUCCCAUUCUGGCAACGCAAUAGCGACUGGAGAUGAUUUCGGUUUUGUCAAAUUAUUUGAAUUCCCAGUGACCGAGAAAUUUGCUCCAUGUAAACGAUAUGUGGGUCACUCGGCUCAUGUGACCAAUGUCCGAUUUAGUCACGAUGAUAGAUACUUACUGAGUACUGGUGGGGAUGACUGUAGCGUUUUUGUCUGGAAAUGUCUGUAGAAAAGAUGUGAAGAUCAAACGCUUUUUGUUCGUGUAAAUUUAGGGAGGAUUUUAACUUAUAUUUUAUCUUUAUAUUGAAGUAUAAAAGUAAUUUAUUGCAAUAGACAUAUAUAUUUAAUA
This is a messenger RNA of Dendronephthya gigantea, 6209 nucleotides long. Its product is annotated as echinoderm microtubule-associated protein-like 6. Bases 174 to 6089 code for a protein of 1971 amino acids. The transcript has 38 exons. Gene Ontology annotation, molecular function: microtubule binding. The record is from RefSeq and is a predicted model, not a curated record. Lineage: Eukaryota; Metazoa; Cnidaria; Anthozoa; Malacalcyonacea; Nephtheidae.